AUGCUGCCUUCCCAGCAUCAGCCGAGGGCCAAAACCAAGUCGAUAUCCCAUUCCACGCAUCCUCCAGAUCCCAUGAAGCAGAAAUUGUCGGGUGUCAGCAGUUCUCGUGAAGAUAUCGGCCAAGACUUAUCUGCUUCUCCGUUCACGUCGUUUGACGCUGCACUUUCCUCUUGCAAGGAGUCUUUACUACAGAUGGUCCAAAACCGAGACUAUGAACAGCUCAAACAAAAUCUUCAGGCCAUGGAUUCUGUCAGGGAGCAAAUCGAACAGCAACUAGCAGCCCAGCGUGCAGAGGCCUUUUCCACACUUUUGGAGCAGAAGGACCUCUGGAUCACUGAUAUCCUUCCCCUUGUGGGGAUGGGACAGUAUGCCUUUGUUGGAGGGGUCAACAAACAGAUGAAGGAGCUCUAUGAGAAAUUAUGUUCUACUGUGAAGGAUGCUCCCCUUGUCCGCCAUCAGAACCAUAAGAAAAUUCCAGCAACCAGCAACCAGCACCGAUACCGUUCAUAG
Molecule: messenger RNA, 510 nt
Organism: Seminavis robusta
Lineage: Eukaryota; Bacillariophyta; Bacillariophyceae; Naviculales; Naviculaceae
Source: the annotation of a GenBank genome assembly